Messenger RNA from Soboliphyme baturini, 636 nucleotides. NCBI's taxonomy places the organism in Eukaryota, Metazoa, Nematoda, Enoplea, Dioctophymatida, Soboliphymatidae. The record is from the annotation of a GenBank genome assembly.
AUGUAUCAGGCAACGAGGCUUUUCGCUUCAAAUAUGAACCAGAAAAUGUGUCAAAGGUUCUACAACUUGAUUCUGCUCCCUCGUAUUCGCGACGACAUUGCCGAAUAUAAGAAGCUGAAUUUUCACCUAUAUCAGGCACUGAUCAAAUCGUUGUUCAAACCGUCGGCGUUUUUCAAAGGAUUCCUUCUACCUCUUUGUGAGAGUGGGACGUGCUCAUUGCGUGAAGCCACCAUCAUUGGUAGUAUCCUGUUGAGAGCGUCCAUCCCUAUGCUGCACGCGUCUGCGGCGAUGUUGAAAAUUGCCGAAAUGGAGUACAGCGGAGCGAACAGCUUAUUCUUGCGCCUCCUGCUCGACAAAGUUUACACUUUGCCGUUUCAAGUGAUCGACGCGCUCGUCGGUCACUUUCUAAGAUUUAUGAAUGAUAAACGCGAGUUACCGGUCCUGUGGCAUCAGUCAUUGCUUGCUCUCGUUCAGCAUUACAAAGCCGACUUGAGCAACGAACAAAAGGAGGCGCUUUUGGAACUGAUCAAGCACCAGAGUCAUUACCAGAUCAGCAGCGAAAUACGGCGGGAGCUGACUACCGCUGUCCCUCGCGAUGCUGAGCUGAAUGAGACUGAACAGUCGAUGGAAUUAUGA